This is a messenger RNA of Striga hermonthica, 717 nucleotides long. NCBI's taxonomy places the organism in Eukaryota, Viridiplantae, Streptophyta, Magnoliopsida, Lamiales, Orobanchaceae. The record is from the annotation of a GenBank genome assembly.
AUGGCUAAAUUUCUGCCGGUGAGAACAAUCGGGCCUACCAUACCAUCAUGGUACUUAGACAAUGUGGUGCCGGAUGAUAAGUCGUACGGCCUGAGCUCCUUCAAGCCCGUGACUGAACCCUGCACCACCUGGCUCAACAAACAACCCAAACGAUCUGUCAUCUAUGUCUCUUUUGGAAGCUUCGCCCAACCGGGAGCUGAUCAAAUGAGAGAAGUAGCUCUCGCCUUGAAAACGACACAAAUAAAGUUCCUAUGGGUCGUCAGGGCAUCCGAGGAAGCCAAGCUCCCAGAAAACUAUAGAGACGAGACACCCCAAGAGAAAGGGCUAAUCGUGACUUGGUGCAAUCAGUUGGACGUGUUGGCACACGAGGCUGUCGGGUGUUUCAUCACGCACUGCGGGUGGAACUCGACUCUGGAGGCACUGAGUCUGGGAGUCCCGAUGGUGGGGCUACCACAGUGGAGCGACCAGAGCACGAAUGCCAAGUUUGUUGGGGAUGUAUGGAAAACGGGAGUUAAGGGUGAAGCGGACGAGAGUGGGGUCGUCAGACGAGAUGAGAUAAUUCGUUGUGUGGAGCGUGUGAUGACGGGAGAGAGUGGGGAGGAGAUCAGGAGACGGGCAAUGGAGUGGGGGAAGUUGGCGAGGGAGGCCGUGGACAAAGGUGGGAGCUCGGAUACGAAUAUUCAAGAGUUUGUUUGUGGGUUGUCAAGAGCUUCAUGA